Molecule: messenger RNA, 987 nt
Organism: Colletotrichum siamense
Lineage: Eukaryota; Fungi; Ascomycota; Sordariomycetes; Glomerellales; Glomerellaceae
Gene: vps66
Product: putative lysophosphatidic acid:oleoyl-CoA acyltransferase
Exons: 2
Coding region: 1-987 (328 amino acids)
Molecular function (GO): acyltransferase activity
Source: RefSeq, a predicted model, not a curated record
AUGGAGAAGUUCAGCCAGUUCCGCGAUAAAGGCUCCGGCAUCUCGCCCUUCAUCCCCGUCAAGACGCCGCUCUCCGCGCUCUCCUCCGUCUUCCACGCCUUCCUCUUCCUCAUCCGCCUCCCGUUCUUCAUCACCUACGUCGCGACCUACUUCCUCGUCCUCCACCACCUGCCCUUCCUGCCCGUCGCCGCCCGCAAGAUCCUCCUCUGGGGCAUGAUGGGCAUCCCGGGCAUCUGGUGGGUCGACCUCCAGCUCGACGGCGUCCGCCGCGGCACCCUCGCCGAGCAGCCCCCGCAGCGCUUCCCCCACCCGGGCUCCGUCAUCGCCGCAAACUUCACCUCCCCCAUCGACGCCAUCUACCUCGCCGCCAUCUUCGACCCCAUCUUUACCGUCUCCUACCCCAACACCCGCUCCGUCGAACGCAUCUCCCUCCUCCGCGCCGUCCUCUACGCCCUCUCCCCCGUCCGCUUCGCCCCCCGCCAGGGCGCAAAGCUCACCGACCUCGCCGCCCUCCUCGAGCGUUACCCCGACCGCGUCGUCGCCGUCUUCCCCGAGGCAACCACCACAAACGGCAAGGGCGUCCUCCCCUUCACCCCGUCCCUCCUCGCCGCCAAGCCCGACGUCCACAUCUUCCCCGUCAGCAUCCGCUACACCCCCGCCGACGUCACCACCCCCGUCCCCGGCCGCUGGUUCAAGUUCCUCUGGGAUCUUCUUUCUCGCCCAACCACCUGCAUCCGCGUCCGCGUCGCCGAGAGCAUUCUCAACUCCUCCGCCGCCCAGACCAACGGCGUGUCAUCCUCCCACGACACCGGCUCCUCCGCGCAGCGACGCAUGGGCGGCGAGCCUACGGGGCUUUCCGCCGAGGAGCAGCGCGUGCUCGACAAGGUCGCCGAGGCGCUGGCCAGGCUGUGCCGGAACAAACGUGUGGGCCUGACGUUGAGAGACAAGGCUGCCUUCGUCGAAGCAUGGAGCGGAAGGAAAAAGUGA